Molecule: messenger RNA, 1353 nt
Organism: Eimeria acervulina
Lineage: Eukaryota; Apicomplexa; Conoidasida; Eucoccidiorida; Eimeriidae
Exons: 2
Coding region: 1-1353 (450 amino acids)
Biological process (GO): endoplasmic reticulum unfolded protein response
Cellular component (GO): endoplasmic reticulum membrane; Hrd1p ubiquitin ligase ERAD-L complex
Molecular function (GO): ubiquitin-specific protease binding; misfolded protein binding
Source: RefSeq, a predicted model, not a curated record
AUGAGGCGUGGAAGCCUUCAGCCGCGUGUGCGGCUGCUGUUGCUGCAGCUGCUGCAGCUGCUGCUGCUGCUGCAGCAGCAACAGGGCAGUUGCCGCCUUCUCGUUAGUUCUAGAGGUGCCUCCUCUCAGACGUUUGGUGUAACUUCAACAACAGGGAAAGCAGCAGCAACAGCAGCAGGAGCAGCAGCCGCAACAGCAGCAGGGGGAGCACCAGCAACAACAGCAGCAGCAAAGGGCGACAGCAGAAUUGCUGCAUUUCUGGGGCCUCGCUGCAGCUCUUCAGAAGCACUAGAAGAAGAUGGAGAAUCCGCAGCAGCAGCAGCAGCAGCAGCAGGAAGCGAGCUGCAGCGCCGCGGAUUGUCUUGUUUGGGUUUCAUGGGUGGAUGGAGCCGUUCAGCUCAUAUGCAGCAGCAGCAGCAGCAGCAGCAGCAGCAGGGGUUUCUAAGGAGUUUGCUUUCUUGUGGUGCGGUGAAGUCUGUGUGGGGUGGCUGCCGACGCGCAUUUGGGGUGUAUAUGCAGGUGCCCCUUGUUACCCGUUGCUGGAUAUCAGGCUCUUUGCUGCUGUCUUUAUUAGCAGCAGGAGAAUCUGCACUGCUGCCAGCAGAGACGCUCUGCAUGCACUGGGGCAGGUGUAUACGCAGCUUCGAGGCGUGGCGUCCCUUUACUGCAGCAAUGUUUCAGGGGCCCCUAUCAUUUAAUACUUUAACUCGAGUGUAUGCAGCAUAUGAAGUAAUAAGACAGCUGGAGAGCAGCGAGAGACAAGCGCUGCUGCAGCAGCCCUGCAGCAAUCCACACAAACUGUCUCCUGGACGCCGCCGCAUGCUGCAGCAGCAGCAGCAGCUGCUGCUGCAGCAACAACGACAGCUGCAGCGGCUGUGGAGUAGUAAUAAUCCCCAGGCAUUUGCUGCUGCUGCAGCUGCUGCUUCUGGCAGCGCGCAUUUGCUGCAGUUCCUGCUGCUGCAGUGUCUCCUUCUAGCAGCAGCUAGCAGCAAGCUAGGAAUGCCUUUCUAUGGGAGCUCUCUAACUGCUGCUGCGGUGUAUGUACUCAGCAAACAUACACCCAACAGGUUAGUACAGCUUUCAUUUGGGGUUAGAAUGCCUCACUGGGCUCUUCCCUUCUCUCUUGCUGCUAUCGAUGUGCUGCAGCAGCAGCAGCUAAAAGCUGCUGUCCCCGUCCUCUUAGGCAUCCUCACGGGGCAUAUAUUCUACCUCUUGAAGAAGGUGGUGCCUGAGAAGACAGGAAUUCAAGCGCUUCCCUUCCCCUCGCUAACUUAUCGUUUGCUGCUGCAGCACAAGGCGCGUGCUGCUGCUGCUCCUGCUGCAGCGCCAACCUUCAGAAGCAAAUACCUCUAG